AUGGGCUCUGGGGAAGAACCUGACCAGGACCCCAUGUUUGGUUUAUCUGUUAUUGCGACAAAUAUGGAUAAAGUCACUCUUACUGUUGGGUUGGAUGGUGCAGCAUUCCAGAGUCGCAUGCCUGCCGACAAGCUCACUACCCUUGAAGGCUCGCUCUUCUCCGAUAUUGUCAAGAGUCCGCCCCCAACACACAGGCUCUUUCUUCAUAUAAGAAACAGAAUACUGCAGAUGUGGCUGGAGUCUCCACUUCAGGAGCUGACGUAUGAAGGAGUAAUGGCAGAUCUGGAGUCACCAUUUAAUUCAGAAGGCGUCCUGUGUGCACGUAUCCAUGCUUACCUGGAGCGUCAUGGAUACAUCAAUUUUGGUGUAUUUAAAAGAGUUAAGCCCCUUCCCCAGAAGAAGUAUGGGAGUGUCAUUGUCAUUGGAGCAGGGAUUGCUGGUUUGGCCGCUGCCCAACAACUUACAUCUUUUGGAUUUGAAGUUACUGUUUUGGAAGCUCGGGAUCGUGUUGGAGGCAGAAUUGCAACCUUCCGCAAGGGACCAUACAUAGCUGAUUUAGGAGCCAUGGUGGUGACGGGAUUAGGAGGAAAUCCUGUUAAUGUUUUAUCAAAACAAAUAAAUAUGGAAUUAGUACGGAUUAAGCAAAAGUGUCCCCUUUACGAAUCCAACGGAAACACUGUUUUGAAGGACAAGGAUGAGAUGGUUGAGAGAGAAUUUAACCGAUUACUUGAGGCUACCAGCUUCCUGUCCCACCAGUUGGACUUUAACUAUGUAGAUAAUCGACCCAUAAGUCUUGGAGAAGGUCUUGAGUGGGUCAUUAAUCUUCAAGAGAAAAAUGUCAAAGAAAAGCAAGUGACUCAUUGGAAGACUGUAGUGAAACUUCAGGAGAAGCUUAAAACUGUCUUGAACAAGCUCCUUGCCCUUCAUGACAAAAUUGCAUUAUUACAUAAGGAACACAGCCAGUUAAGUGAAAAGAGAAACUCCCGGAACAUCACAAAUGAAUUUGUGUACCGGGUCAAACUACGUGAACUACAGAAUGCUUGUAAGGAAUGGGAUCAAUUGGUGGAGCAACAGCGUGAAAUAGAAGACAAGUUGCAGGAGCUGGAGGCAUCGUCUCCAAGUGAUGUUUACCUCUCCUCCAGGGAUAGACAGAUUCUGGACUGGCAUUUUGCUAAUCUUGAGUUUGCUAAUGCCACUCCUCUCAAUAACCUAUCACUCAAACAUUGGGACCAAGAUGAUGAUUUUGAAUUUUCAGGCAGCCACCUCACAGUUCGAAAUGGAUAUUCCUGUGUGCCUGUAGGCCUAAGUGAAGGCCUAGAUAUUCGACUGAAUAUGGCUGUGCGCAAAAUCAUGUAUUCAAAUUCUGGGGCUGAAGUAACAGUUUCCAAUGCACGUAACCACUCCAACCCUGCUACCCUCAAGGGUGUGCUACUGUUCAUGGUGUUGGUACCCGUGGCGGAUACUGGGGUAUCCCCCGCAGAUAUGGGGGUCCUACUGUAUUUGGUAUUACUUUAUACAAAACAGUUUUUCUUUCCCAUCACAGGUGAAUUAUUUCUGUUUUGGAACCUGUAUCGAGCACCAGUUCUUCUAGCAUUGGUCGCUGGUGAAGCUGCGGCAAUAAUGGAAAAUGUCAGUGAUGAUGUUAUUGUCGGCCGCUGCAUUGCUGUGCUUAAGGGCAUUUUUGGAAAUUCUGCUGUACCACAACCCAAGGAAACUGUUGUAACACGCUGGCGAGCUGAUCCCUGGUCAAGGGGAUCCUACUCUUUUGUUUCUACUGGAGCUUCUGGAAAUGACUAUGACAUCCUAGCUACACCUAUUUCACUUCCUCCUUCCAACCAGAGUUCACAGAACUUGCAGAACUCAGCAGAUACUUCCACCCCACCUCCCAGGUUAUUCUUUGGAGGAGAACAUACCAUCAGGAACUACCCAGCCACUGUUCAUGGGGCCUUCCUCAGUGGGUUGAGGGAAGCAGGUCGAAUUGCUGAUCAAUUUCUGGGUUGCCCCUACGCAGCUCCUCCUCCGCCUCCUACAAAUGGAACGGCCAAUAUUGAAACAUUAAUUACCAAGUGAAUUUGCUUUAUAUGUUGUGGAAACCUGCUUGUGGGAAUUAAUAUUUUUGUUUACUAAUAUUUUUUUGUGCUCUUUAUAAUAUUAAUGUUAUAACCGAGUAAUUUAUUUUGUGCUUAUGUAGAACAUUGUACUCUAAAUCAGUUAAAAUUUGAUUUCUCUUAAUUUAGGAAAAGUCGUGCAGUGUUUUCCUAGAAUAUUAUAUAAUUUUGAUGUGAAAAAUUUAUAUUUCUGUUUUGUACCUUAUGUACCUUGUAUUUAGAAUUCAGUUGUUAUAUACCAAAUAUAGUCAUGCUACACAGUUGUUAAGUUGUUACUCAACUUACGAUGGGUUGACUUAUGAUAUUUCAACUUUACAAUGGUGCUUUUGCACCAUCAUAAAGUCGAAACUUAAGAUAAUUAUCCAUCAUGAAGGUGGCAAGUUCUUAAUUUGUAUACAUUUUUUAACCUUUCAGUGCUGGUAUUUAGUUAGUUACAGUAAUUAUUUGCUUAUUUACCUAUUCAUGGACAGUAGUUAUUUAUUUAUUAAGCAUAUAUUAAUAUUUGGUUAGCUGGACUUGAGUCUUGGAGGUGGGAAGUACAAUGCCUGCACUUUAAAGGAGGGGUUUGCAGUAUUGGCUGUUUGGAGUAACAUCUUAACUGUCAUGUCUGAGUGCCUCUGCAAAGACAGUGAUGUGUGUGAAUGAUGGUGAAAGUGUUUCUUUCUUACCCUGCCUCAGUGGGAAAUAGCUGAUAUGUUGGGAAAACGCAAAUAUAUUCAUGUUCGACAUACGAUAUUUUCGACUUAGGAUUUUUUUUUAUACUAAUUUUAAAUAUAGAAAUAGAAAGUUCAUAUAUUAGUCUGUCCCAUUGGUUAUCUUUAUUUUGGUAGAUAAAUGUUUUCACUUUAUCAGAAAUAUUGGCUAUGCUUUUGAGUGACAGUGUUGGUGCUCCGCAUUUAAUUUGGUCAGUGAUAAUGACCCAUUAUUACUUCAGUAGUUGUUUUGUAAAGUAAAAGGACACAAGUGCAACUAAUGUGACAUUUUAUUGUGGCAACAUUUCGCUCUCCAGGAGCUUUAUCAAGCCGAUACAAACAAUACAUGGACACAGAGGGUAUAUAUAGGCUUA
This is a messenger RNA of Cherax quadricarinatus, 3174 nucleotides long. NCBI's taxonomy places the organism in Eukaryota, Metazoa, Arthropoda, Malacostraca, Decapoda, Parastacidae. The record is from RefSeq and is a predicted model, not a curated record.